CACCCACGUUGACACCACCCUAACCCCCACCUUGCCCACUCCCGCCUGUCCAUCCCGCACCUCCUCACAAACAUGGCCGACCAGCUCAAACACACCAAGAAUGCCAUCAACGCGAAGAAGCAGGAGAUUGCCCAGGAAGAGGCCCAGCGCGCAGAAUGGGCCGAACAGCUGGCCCAGAUGGAUGCCCUGCUCAAGGACACUGGCGACAACGAGGAAAUGAAAUCCAUGCGCAGUGAGAUGGUCCAAACUAUUGCCGCCCACGACGCCAAACUCGAUCGCCUCCGCCCAGAGCUGGCCACUCUUGAGGCUCAAUUGCCCCAAGCCCCGGCUGCUGCCGAGCCUGCAGGCCCCAAGUUCGACCCCGAGAAGCAUCCCCUUCUGCGCAAGGCCGUGGAGAAGCAGGAGCCCGAAAAGACUGUCGCCUUUAGUAUCGGAGACAUCUGCGAGGCCCAGUGGACUGACAGGUCCUGGUACAAGGCAAAGAUUCAGAGUAUCCUGGGUUCCGUCUCGGCUCCCAAGUACCUCGUCCGCUUCAUCGAGUACGAUGACACCAUGACCGUUGACCGCACCGCCGUCCGCCCUCUUCCAACCAAGCGCAAGCGAGAACCCGAGACAGCCUCUACCCCGACUCCUUCAGCCCCCGUCACCUCUUCGCAUGUCAUCUCUGGUCCUGCCACGACGAAUCCCAACGCCGUGGCUGCCAAGCCUGCUGGCACCAACGAAGACAUGGCCAACAAGAAGCCCAGCCGAGUUCCUACAAAGGGAACCCUCAAGAAACGGGCAUCGGCUUGGGCCGACUUCCAGAAUAAAGUUUCCAAGAAGGGUGUCGCCAAAAAGGAGUCCAUGUUCCGUACCAGCACCGAGGCUGGCAGCAGAGUCGGCUUCACGGGCUCUGGCAAGGGCAUGACCGAAACCCACAAGCGUCAGCGCUACGAUCACAAGGCCGAUGCCGACAACGACGACGACUACCCUGCUUAAGGCGGCCUCUCUUGAAACAGCUACGCAUCAGCUGGCUGAAUUCUCUGUGACCUAGACACGUCGGGCAGGAAACAGCAAAACACACCUCGUCGAGCCACCAUGCUCUUCAGCCUUGCUCCAGAAGGACCCUUGCUGACUUGAUGCAGCCCUUUAUCUUACAUGAUAUUCACACCCCACGACUCCUCGCUUGCAUCAUCACGGCGUUCCCGGCAUCUGCAUAUUUCUGGCGUUCGAUACCCUCCCAUAUUUGAAGCUGACGCAAGCGACUGCGAAAUCUGCUGUGCUGA
Molecule: messenger RNA, 1265 nt
Organism: Bipolaris sorokiniana ND90Pr
Lineage: Eukaryota; Fungi; Ascomycota; Dothideomycetes; Pleosporales; Pleosporaceae
Exons: 4
Coding region: 73-978 (301 amino acids)
Source: RefSeq, a predicted model, not a curated record